Arachis duranensis is the source of this 420-nucleotide messenger RNA. Its product is annotated as cytochrome b5 domain-containing protein RLF-like. The record is from RefSeq and is a predicted model, not a curated record. The transcript has 2 exons. NCBI's taxonomy places the organism in Eukaryota, Viridiplantae, Streptophyta, Magnoliopsida, Fabales, Fabaceae. The coding region runs from base 1 to 420 and encodes 139 amino acids.
AUGACAAAAAGGCAAGAGGUUAGUUCGCAGGAGGCUAUUGAAACAAAGAACCUUGCUUCGGAUAUUGCUGAUAUUUCCAUAAAAGAAAAAUCUUCAAGUUCUCCCACUACUAGUUGUUAUCAAGAUGGUGGUUUCUUGUGGAAUGAUGAUUUUGCAAAUAAUUCGGACUCUAUAAAGGAGGACAAGGUUGGUUCUUUGUCUUUCACCGUAACCAGUGCGACUUCAUGUCAACCGAAUGAAUUGAAUAAAAAAUCAGUUAUGAGUGAUGGGAUGAAUUCGAUUCAGAGGUCUCCAGAACUGAAGAGUCCUGUUGCAAAGCCGGCAGCUCGGACCAAACUUCCUUUUGAAAAAGGAUAUAGUCAAAUGAAUUGGCUUAAGCUUACUCGAACACAUCCUGACCUUGCAGGUUCUCUUACUUAA